Messenger RNA from Trichoderma gamsii, 507 nucleotides. RefSeq lists its product as hypothetical. NCBI's taxonomy places the organism in Eukaryota, Fungi, Ascomycota, Sordariomycetes, Hypocreales, Hypocreaceae. The coding region runs from base 1 to 507 and encodes 168 amino acids. The transcript has a single exon. The record is from RefSeq and is a predicted model, not a curated record.
AUGGAGAGGGAUCGGGAUCGUGCGGAGGCUGAGGAACUGACGGCUUACAACGAUGAGCAGCAGCGGGAGGACCAGUCGGAUGAGGAGGAGGAGUGGAAAGACUUCGAGGAUUCAUGUGUAGUGUUUCCAAAACCCAAGAAAGGGGUCAAUUGCGACUCAGAAGUUGAACAAACACACUGGCUUAAUUUAUUGACUAAACUGAGGAGUAGCAAAUACCUAUAUAUUCUAUUGCAUACCGAGCAUCCACCGGCCGACUCAGAGGGCCGGUAUACAAAGAGAGGUCGCUUCUCCGAGACCUACGGCCACCUGGCUGUUGCGUCGUUAGACGCGUCUCUACAAUCACCGGCUUUGCCCACCAACAGCUCCAUACCCGAAGCCCAGCACAACAGACCACCAGCAGUGACCUGGACUUCAUACAAAACGUCAUGCUUCCGCCUUGUCUGUCACACGCUGCUGCCUAGCCAGGUCGUGUCGCACCGCCUCACCGUCAUUCUCUCGCCGCCAUAA